Mitosporidium daphniae is the source of this 852-nucleotide messenger RNA. RefSeq lists its product as uncharacterized. The transcript is spliced from 4 exons. The record is from RefSeq and is a predicted model, not a curated record. Lineage: Eukaryota; Fungi; Microsporidia. Gene Ontology annotation, molecular function: heme binding; electron transfer activity. Gene Ontology annotation, biological process: mitochondrial electron transport, ubiquinol to cytochrome c. The coding region runs from base 1 to 852 and encodes 283 amino acids.
AUGAAUCGUGGUGGGCGUCGAUUCUACUCGCGUAAGUCGUCCCUUUCGUCCUUUUUUCUGGGAAGCGCGAUUGCAGGGGCAGCUUCGUUCUCUUUAUUCCCAUCUGCUCUCGUCUAUGCCGACGGCGAUCAGGCACCAGUUACCACUUACCCAUGGUCACAUAAAGGGAUAUUUUCGUCUUUUGACCAUGCAAGUAUUCGUCGUGGGUAUCAGGUUUAUAAGGAAGUGUGUGCAUCCUGCCAUUCUAUGAAUCGCCUUGCUUAUCGCCAUUUGGUCGAUAUUUCUCAUACAGUUGACCAAGCAAAAGCAGAGGCCGCUGCCGUAAACGUUGUUGAUGGCCCUAACGAUGAGGGAAAUAUGUUCACGCGACCAGGAAAAUUGACAGAUUAUUUCCCGGAUCCCUAUCCCAAUAAAGAGGCAGCACGUUUUGCAAAUGGGGGUGCCUACCCACCAGAUUUAUCCUUAAUGGCCAAAGCGCGACCAAAAGGAAUAGACUACAUCUUUUCGCUGAUCACAGGCUAUUCUGAGCCUCCAGCCGGAAUCGAAAUCAAGGGCAAUCUUCAUUUCAACAAGUACUUUCCAGGAGGUGCAAUAUCUAUGGCUCAAAACUUGUAUGAUGGCAUAGUGGAGUAUGAAGACGGAACGCCGGCAACGGCCUCUCAGAUGGCAAAAGAUGUAUGCACCUUUCUGGCAUGGUCUGCAAGUCCAGAAUUAGAGGAGCGCAAACAAAUGAUGAUGAAGGCCUUUAUUGUGUGCUCUGCUUUGACUGGACUCGUUUUUUACAUUAAGAGACACCGUUGGAGCUAUCUCAAGUCUAGACAAUUUGUUUACAAACCAAAUUCUAAAAUUUAG